AUGACGACUCCCCGCGCCUUUGUCAUUCGUCACGGCGAGACGGAGUGGUCCCUCGACGGCCGGCAUACCGGCAGUACCGAUAUCCCGCUCACGGCCAACGGCGAGAAGCGUGUGCGAGCCACCGGCCGCGCUCUGGUGGGCAGUGAUCGCCUUAUUGUACCCAAGCGAAUCUCUCACAUCUACGUCUCCCCUCGCAAACGUGCCCAGCGCACCUUUGAGCUUUUGAACCUCGGCAUCAACGACAAUCUGCCCUGGAAGGAGCACGGAGAGAUCGAGGGCAACGGCCCGCACUGCAACGCCUGCGUCGAGGUCACCGAGGACAUUCGAGAAUGGGACUAUGGCGACUACGAGGGCAUCACGUCACCGGAGAUUCGUCGCAUCCGCAAGGAGCAGGGCCUUUCUGAGAACUGGGACAUUUGGCGCGAUGGUUGCCCCGGCGGCGAGAGCCCUCAAGACGUGACAGAACGUUUGGACCGCCUGAUCAAGGACAUCCGCGACAGGUGGCACAGCCCCGUCAUCGGCAACAAGGCCGCGCCCAACGGGGACGUCCUCGUCGUCGCCCACGGCCACAUCCUCCGUGCCUUUGCCAUGCGCUGGGCCGGCAAGACGCUGCAGGACGGACCGGCGUUUCUGCUCGAGGCUGGUGGUGUCGGUACUUUGAGUUACGAGCAUCACAGCAUUGGUGAGCCUGCUAUCUUGCUUGGAGGUGCUUUUGCUGUUGAUAUUGGUGAUAAAGAGUAG
Colletotrichum phormii is the source of this 741-nucleotide messenger RNA. RefSeq names its product phosphoglycerate mutase. The record is from RefSeq and is a predicted model, not a curated record. Lineage: Eukaryota; Fungi; Ascomycota; Sordariomycetes; Glomerellales; Glomerellaceae. Gene Ontology annotation, molecular function: sedoheptulose-bisphosphatase activity. The coding region runs from base 1 to 741 and encodes 246 amino acids. The transcript has 4 exons. Gene Ontology annotation, biological process: ribose phosphate biosynthetic process.